Messenger RNA from Papilio machaon (common yellow swallowtail), 3713 nucleotides. It is a transcript of the gene Taf2, whose product is annotated as transcription initiation factor TFIID subunit 2. Gene Ontology annotation, cellular component: transcription factor TFIID complex. Gene Ontology annotation, molecular function: RNA polymerase II general transcription initiation factor activity; transcription cis-regulatory region binding; metallopeptidase activity. The coding region runs from base 50 to 3676 and encodes 1208 amino acids. Gene Ontology annotation, biological process: transcription initiation at RNA polymerase II promoter. The transcript has 19 exons. NCBI's taxonomy places the organism in Eukaryota, Metazoa, Arthropoda, Insecta, Lepidoptera, Papilionidae. The record is from RefSeq and is a predicted model, not a curated record.
UUAAAUCUUUUAAAAUGCUAUAAUUCUAAGUAUAUGAAAUAAUUUAAAAAUGAAGAAAGAACGGACAGGCGAUAAUUGUCGCCCUUUCAAAUUAGCCCAUCAAAUUUUGAGCUUAACUGGCAUCAGUUUUGAAAGACGAAGUAUAAUUGGUUUCGUCGAGUUAACAAUAGUACCCUUGAAAGAUAAUUUGAGAUUUAUUCGUUUGAACGCAAAGCAGUGCCGAAUUUACAGAGUGUGUUUAAAUGAUCAAUAUGAAGCCAAUUUUCAGUACUGUGACCCAUUUCUGGAUAUAUGUCAAGCAGAUCCCAAUACGAGGUCAUUGGAGACUUUUUCACGAUAUCAUCUAUCAGCUGCACAGAAAGUUGAUCCUGAUCAUAAUUCAGGAGAGUUACAUAUCCAAGUUCCUGAUGAUGCAGCACAUUUAGUUGGGGAAGGUAGAGGAUUGAGAAUUGGCAUUGAAUUCUCAUUAGAAUCACCACAGGGUGGUCUGCAUUUUGUUGUACCUGAAGGGGAAGGAACAUUAACUGAGAAAUCGGCACAUAUGUUUACAUAUGGUCACUCUGCUCGGCUUUGGUUUCCCUGCGUUGACAGUUUUGCUGAGCCUUGUACAUGGAAACUGGAGUUCACUGUAGAUGAAUGUUUGACUGCGGUGUCUUGUGGCGAGCUCUUAGAUGUGGUGUACACACCGGACCACAGACGAAAGACAUUCCAUUACAUUGUCAAUACACCAGCAUGUGCUCCUAAUAUUGCACUUGCUAUAGGGCCCUUUGAAACAUAUGUUGAUCCAUUCAUGAAUGAAGUAACACAUUACUGUCUACCACAUUUAUUGCAAAUUCUUAAGAAUACUGUCAGAUAUUUGCAUGAAGCUUUUGAGUUUUAUGAAGAAACUUUAUCUACUAGAUAUCCUUAUCCAUGUUACAAGCAAGUGUUUGUAGAUGAGACAGAAGAUGAUGCAUGCGCAUAUACAACAAUGUCAAUACUUAGCACACAUCUUCUCCAUUCAAUUGCUAUUAUUGACCAAAUAUAUAUUAGCCGGAAGGCAAUGGCACAAGCAGUUGCAGAACAGUUCUUCGGUUGCUUCAUAACAAUGCAAAAUUGGUCCGACUUAUGGCUUGCUAAAGGGAUACCUGAUUAUUUAUGUGGCUUGUAUUCCAAAAAGUGUUUUGGAAAUAAUGAAUACAGAUAUUGGAUUCAUCAGGAAUUGCAAGAGGUUGUGGGCUAUGAAGAACAAUAUGGUGGGAUUGUCCUCGACCCAUGGCAGCCUCCUGCCAGUGGUGCUCGUGUGGAACCAAAGGAUGUUUUCUAUUUCCCUGUUCGCAACGUCCAUACCAUGUCACCACGGUAUAUUGAGGUAAUGCGAAAGAAAUCACAUUUGGUACUACGUAUGUUGGAGCAGCGAAUCGGUCAAGAACUCCUCCUCCAAGUGUUCAACAAACAGCUCUCUUUGGCCACUAAUGCUGCAAACACCAAGAUUGGUAGUGGUCUAUGGGGUCACCUCUUAUUAUCUACCAAUCUGUUCGUUAAAGCUAUAUUUACUGUGACGGGUAAAGACAUGGCCGUGUUCGUGGAUCAGUGGGUCAGGACCAGUGGUCACGCUAAGUUCCAACUCACUUCUUUGUUCAAUCGGAAGAGAAAUACAAUUGAACUAGAAAUACGACAAGACAGUGUACAUGAGCGUGGUAUAAGAAAGUAUGUGGGACCUUUACUGGUUCAACUUCAAGAAUUGGACGGCACAUUUAAGCAUACUCUUCAGAUUGAGAACACAGUUGUGAAGGCAGAUAUAACAUGCCAUAGUAAGAGUAGAAGGAACAAGAAGAAGAAGAUACCUCUGUGUACAGGAGAGGAAGUGGAUAUGGAUCUCUCGGCUAUGGAUGACUCACCAGUACUUUGGAUCCGUUUGGAUCCUGAGAUGUCUCUCUUGAGGUCAACGGUGAUCUCUCAGCCUGACUACCAGUGGCAGUAUCAGUUACGUCACGAGCGUGACGUCACCGCUCAGAGCGAGGCUAUCGACGCAUUGCACGCCUUCCCUGAGCCCGUCACACGGAAAGCACUCACCGAUACAAUAGAGAACGAACAGACAUACUACAAGAUAAGGUGUAGAGCUGCACAUUGCUUGACCAAGGUGGCGAAUGCAAUGAUAAGCUCAUGGGCAGGUCCGCCGGCCAUGUUGACCAUAUUCCGAAAAAUGUUUGGCUCAUUCGCAGCACCUCACAUCAUCAAACAGAAUAAUUUUGACAAUUUGCAGCAUUAUUUCUUACAGAAAACUAUACCUGUUGCUAUGGCUGGUUUAAGAAAUAUUCAUGGUAUAUGUCCUCCGGAAGUGGUCAGGUUUCUUCUUGAUCUGUUUAAGUACAAUGACAACUCGAAGAAUCAUUUCUCUGAUAACUACUAUAGAGCGGCGUUGGUCGACGCGUUGGCGGCAACUAUAACGCCUGUCAUUUCUGUGCUGCAACCUGGUGCUCCAAUAACAGCGGACUCACUAUCAGCGGACACAAAGUUAGUAUUAGAAGAGAUAACACGUAUGUUGAACUUGGAGAAGGUGUUGCCAUGUUACAAGAACACGGUGACGGUGAGUUGUCUGCGCGCGAUACGUCGCCUGCAGCAGUGCGGCCAUCUGCCCAGUAUACCCACCGUGUUCAGAGCGUAUGCGCAGUACGGACAGUAUAUAGAUGUGAGGUUGGCGGCGUUCGAGUGCUUAGUGGACUUUGUGCGUGUGGACGGUCGUGCGGAGGAUCUGGCGUCGCUGCUGACUGCGGUGGAGAGCGACCCCGAGCCCGGCGUGAGGCACGGCCUCGCCCGUCUGCUCGUCACCAUGCCGCCCUUCGAGCGCGCCCAGCGACACCGCCUCGACACUGAGGCGGUCGUGCACAGAUUGUGGAAUAACAUAAACUGUCAGUUGUCGAAUGAUGCGAGACUUCGUUGUGAUCUUGUUGAUCUGUAUUACACAUUGUACGGUCUAAAGAGGCCGGUGUGUGUGCCGCUUGUAGAAAUACAGGCCAUGAUGAAACAGAUGCACCACAAAGAAAGAGAAAGACUGGAGAGAGAAAAAGAUAGAGAAAGAGAAAGGGAAAGAGAACGGGAACGAAUGAGGGAGUUGGAAGCGAAACCGGUCAUCAAGCAAGAAAUAAUUACUGAGGAUAAUAUAAAGAUGGAGAUGGAUGUAGACGGUGCUGUGCCGAUGUCUAUAGACAGCAAGCCUGCCGUCCCGCUGAGAGACGAUGUCCUGCCAGUGCCCUUGUCUAGUAUCAAGGAGGAAGACGACAAGGUUGACGUGGUGUCCGUCCUUGAUAUACCUCUUAGAAAUUACAAUGAGGAGAACAAGCGCGAGUUCAUAUCGGACAAUGCGGUGCCGCUGCCCGGCAUUCCAGGCAGCUCGGGACCAGUCGGCUUCGAGCCAGGCAUGUUCAAACGUGAUAAAGAUCACCAUGAUCUAGCCACACCUAAGGCGAAGAAAAAGAAGAAGGAAAAGAAGAAGCAUAAACAUAAACACAAGCACAAGCACAGCAGCAAAGAUAAAUCAUCAAAAGAUAAAGACAAGUUGUUACUACCGCGACCCCCUUCUACUACAGAACAUCUCAAGAUAAAAGAGGAAACUCGUGAAACACUCAGCUCUUUCAGUUCCAGUCAGAGUCCUUCUGAAGACCCUUCAUCGAUGCCCUCGAAUAUGAGUUUCUAAUUUAAUUAAUUUAAGAAUAAAUCAUUAUAAUAGAUAA